AUGUCUGCCCAAGGUUAUUAUGGAACAGGCCCUUCUCAGGGUCAAUAUCAGCAGGGAGGUCCCCCCCAACAACCACCACAGAUGUACUACCCACCACAAGGAGGAGGCUACCCGCAACAAGGAGGAGGCUACCCACAACAAGGAGGAGGCUAUCCACCACCACAACAAGGCUACCAACCAAACGGAGGCUUUUCGCAGGUGCUUGUCUUGCCGCUUUGUGCAUUUGCUGCGUUUGUGAAGAAGGCUGUGAAUGUUGUGCGGAUUGUGCUGAAUGCUGCGAAAUGUGCUGAUGGAGGGGCUCCGCACAGAAACUCACCCGUCUACGGAUAUUUUCCGUUAUUCUCUUCCUACGUGAACAUAAUUGUCUUGAGCAUUGCCUCUUCAUCUCGCUCCGAAGAUGUGAACUCGCCAGUGGUGGAUCACUAUAUGAGGCAAGCAACUCGAAAGAGACGACGGGAUUCGGAGAACGCAUUAAUCUCAGUCCCAAGUCAAAAGCCAAGAACUCUGAAGCGUGCUUCUUCUAGGAAUAAAUCUGUGCAAUCGAUGUUCAAUGCACAACAUGGAGUCUUCGAAUUGGGAAAUGAUGGAAGGAUGAUCAUGCAUCAAAACACUAAUGAGCCUUCGUUUUUGCAGCCUCAAUGGGAUUUUCCAGCGCCUCAAUCUCAAUGGUUCCAAGAAAUCAUGGUCAAUACUCAAUUUGGCAGCUGCAACGUGCGGUCACCAUUUCCGAUUGCGAUCAAUACCAGGCGGCUCGCCACUGAUUUCAGGAGAGCCACUAGAGAAUACCGUGUAGUUCCAGAUAAUUUCUCAAAAAUCUGCUAUGGACCCUCAACAUACGUCCUGUUGUGCAAGCAAGACGUGGCUGAAGAUCUUCGAAAGUGGCAGAAAACUCCCGGAUGGAUAUGCGGACCAGGACCGUACAGAUGUCUCUGGCCCGGCUGUCUUGCCAAAGGUUGUUUUGCGAGCAAAGACUUAGCGAUUAUACAUGUGAAGGUGGAACAUAUCCAACAUUGUCUUUUGGUGACUGAACAACAUUUCCAGCAGCAGAUUAGAAAGACGGCAAUUGCAGGAUUCCGGUGGAAGACAGAGCCAAUUUGCGACAGUUUCUGCUCUCUACUUUCGUCAUAUUUUAGUUGGGGCACCUUGGACAAAUUGAGGCAAGCUGGUAUGUAUGCUGGUGGCGGACUGGGGGCAUAUCCUUUAAAGCUCUAUUUCAUUGAGCAGGGGGGGAGAGGCUUUAAUGACUAUCAGAAACAAUCCUCUGAUUCAGUAGGAACUUAUCAAGCUCGAACCACUUUGUGGGAAGAUCCCAAAAGAACUCCCACAACUGCUAAUAAUGGAUUUUCUUUCGGUUCAAAUGCUACGCUCUUUUCAAGCGUCAAAUAUCCCGCACAUGAUCACCCUAUUACCGAGAACUCGGGUCUAGAAUCCAAGAUUGCGCCAGUACAAAUUGAGCACAUGAAAAGAGGUCAUUCCACAAAGGCAGUCUCCGAUCGUUCAACUAAGACGACCGAAAGCAACGUUGUAGAAGAUUAUCGGAUGCGUUCAACAAAAGCCAUUAUGAAAGAAGUGUCGAGCACUGAAAAUCCAAGUAGUACUGUAGAAUCGAUUAAAUCAAAUCAUAUGGAAGUGAACGCUUGCAGCCAAGCUCCAACGCCUGGUCUCGAAGGUGCAGACCGUGGAGCAGAGGGUCUACCUGAGGGAGAAAACGUAGCUUUUAAGCAUUGCCAAAGCCUCUUGUCAAAGCUUGGUCCUUACUUAAACCCAGCAUCCGUAUUCACGCCCUCACUGGUUCAAGAUGGAUCCUCAAAUUGCCUUGCUUCGGCGAGUGCUGCGACAUUUAGAAGGAGCUCAAGAUUCAAUCGACGCAUGCGUGACAGUCCCUGCAACCUACGACAACGUGAUAAGGUCAUCACCUCUCGGCCAGACAGCCCCCGCGAAAUACGAAAGCGUGAUAGGAUUAUUUGCUCUCAGCCAGCCGUUCCUCUUCAAGUAACGCAUACUGAUAUCUGCAACCCAGAUACAUGGUCAACGUUCACAUGCAUACGCUGUGGAGCCCGGUAUCAUGCUGAACUCUAUCUUUCGAGACAUCAGAAGUUAUGUUCCGCCGUAGCUACCUUGAGAACCCCUGCAGUACCAUGUCUGAAUACGGCAAAAACGUCUGAUGAGGCGAAGACUAGCAACAAGCAGAGUGCUACUUUUCUAGGUAGCGCUCCAGAAGACGCAACACAAUCCAGAUUUUCUCCCAAGAGCAGCACAGAAGUCCCUAGAACACAGCCCCAAGGUUGUUCUGCAACUCAAAGCAGACAUGAAAUCAAACUCGCAGCACCUUUGCUAUGUGAAACAGAGACUGUUGAGAGUUCUCCAAUUGAUCCCCUACAACUCUUCUCACCCCCUCGGCAAGAUUCACAACCGAAUCCAGUCCAGCAUUACGGGUUGAAUGUCGAAAGUCCGCAAUCAACGAUCCAUCGAGUCAAAUCCUCAAUCAAAUGUCCAUCAUGCACUGACAUCUUCGAAAUUUGUCACAUUGAAUUGUACAGAAAUCACAGGUACUGGGAACACGGUGAGAGCAUGUUCUAUCCCGAGUUGGAACAGAGUAUUCAUGUUGAUGUUCAUAAUGAAUGGAAAGCAAUUCAUCCGGAAGCUGCGGGUGUAACACCGGAAGAGGAGAGUGAGUUUGAGGACCUUUUUGAUUUUCUGGGGCUGGAGGUCGAAGAUCAAGUGCUGUCUGAGAAUGGCCAAUUUCCUAUAUCGGAUACCUCGGAGCUGGACCCUGUGGCAAUUGACCUCGACGUCUGA
This is a messenger RNA of Glarea lozoyensis ATCC 20868, 2799 nucleotides long. RefSeq lists its product as uncharacterized. The record is from RefSeq and is a predicted model, not a curated record. The coding region runs from base 1 to 2799 and encodes 932 amino acids. NCBI's taxonomy places the organism in Eukaryota, Fungi, Ascomycota, Leotiomycetes, Helotiales, Helotiaceae. The transcript is spliced from 7 exons.